AUGACAGACUCUGUGAUGGAAGUCGAUUCUCCUGGGGCGGCUAUUCCGCGGCUCCAGAAUGGCGAGAUUGAUGAAUCCCUCUAUAGUAGACAACUCUAUGUUCUUGGCCACGAGGCUAUGAAGCGAAUGGGUUUGUCGAAUGUUCUCAUCGUCGGUUUGAAGGGAUUGGGUGUGGAAAUUGCAAAGAACAUUGCUCUCGCUGGCGUCAAGUCUCUGACUCUGUUUGAUCCUCAACCUGUGGCUAUUACCGAUCUCUCUUCCCAGUUCUUCCUCCGUCCUGAAGACGUCGGUAAACCACGAGCAGAAGUCACGGCGCCGCGAGUUGCCGAACUUAAUUCGUAUACUCCCGUGGUCGUGCAUAGAUCUCAAUCCUUGACCGAAGACCUGAGUCAACUGAAGCAGUAUCAAGUCGUCGUCCUCACUACCACAUCCUUGAAAGAUCAACUCACAAUCUCCGAAUUUUGUCACAAGAAUGGCAUUUAUCUCCUCGUCGCCGACACAUUCGGUUUGUUCGGUUACAUUUUCACCGAUUUCGGAAAGAACUUCACGGUAAGCGAUGUUACUGGAGAAAAUCCUGUCAGUGGUAUCGUCGCGGCUAUUGACGAGACCGGUCUGGUGUCUGCUCUGGAUGAAACACGCCAUGGGUUGGAAGAUGGCGACUACGUAGAAUUCGCUGAACUCAAAGGAAUGGAGGCCCUCAACGGCGCACCCCCUCGCAAGAUCACCGUCAAGGGACCUUACUCAUUCUCCAUUGGAGAUGUGUCUGGCUUGGGUAGAUACCAAGGAGGCGGACUUUUUACUCAAGUCAAGAUGCCCAAGGUCAUUCAAUUCCAGUCACUGUCAGAACAGAUCCGAAAACCCGAGUUGAUGAUUUCCGACUUUGCAAAAUUCGACCGGCCUGCACAACUUCACCUUGGAAUUCAGGCUCUUCAUGCUUUCGCCGAGAAUCACAAGGGUGCUCUUCCCCGGCCUCACAAUGACGGAGAUGCGAAAGAAGUACUGGAACUUACCAAGAGGUUGGCGAAAGAGAGCGGCGACGAGGUUGAAAUCAGCGACCGGUUGAUCACCGAACUCAGUUAUCAGGCCCAAGGUGACCUUAGUCCGAUGGCUGCGUUCUUUGGUGGUCUUGCAGCACAAGAAGUGUUGAAAGCAGUGUCAGGAAAAUUCACCCCAAUUGUCCAGUGGCUCUACUUCGAUUCUCUCGAGUCACUUCCCACCUCUGUUGGACGAAGCGAGGAACUUUGCACACCAAUUGGAUCGCGUUAUGAUGGCCAAAUUGCUGUCUUUGGUAGGGAGUAUCAAGAGAAGAUCUCUAAUGUCAAGAACUUUUUGGUCGGCGCCGGCGCCAUUGGUUGUGAAAUGUUGAAGAAUUAUGCCAUGAUCGGUCUUGGGACGGGGCCCAAAGGUCAUAUCACAGUCACAGACAAUGAUUCUAUCGAAAGAAGCAACCUCAAUCGACAAUUCCUAUUCCGAGCCAAGGAUGUUGGGAAACAGAAGAGCGACUGUGCCGCUGCAGCGGUUCAAGCCAUGAAUCCUGACCUCAAAGGCAAGAUUACUACCAUGACCGACCGAAUCGGCCCUGAUAGCGAAGGCAUCUUCAACGAACAAUUCUGGAAUGGGCUCGACAUUGUUACGAACGCUUUAGACAACGUCGAAGCCCGUACCUACGUUGAUCGACGAUGUGUCUUUUUCAUGAAGCCAUUGCUUGAGAGCGGGACUCUCGGAACCAAAGGCAAUACUCAAGUCAUUCUUCCACGUCUGACAGAGUCAUACUCCAGCUCUCAAGAUCCACCAGAACAAUCCUUCCCAAUGUGCACCCUUCGAAGCUUUCCCAACAAGAUUGAGCACACUAUUGCUUGGGCCCGAGACUUAUUCCAGUCGUAUUUCGUGGGACCUCCAGAGACUGUCAAUCUCUACCUGUCACAACCAGAUUACAUCAACACUACUCUGAGACAGCAAGGGAAUGAAAAAAUGAUUCUGGACAGCCUGAAGGAGUUCUUGGUAACUGAAAAGCCGGCCGAUUUCAACGACUGUAUUGCCUGGGCACGCAUGCAAUUCGAAAAGCAAUACCACAAUGCCAUUCAACAACUGCUGUACAACUUCCCCAAGGAUUCCAAGACUUCGAGUGGUGCGGAUUUCUGGUCUGGACCGAAGCGUGCUCCCACCGCUCUCAUUUUCGAUCCGUCUGACGAAACACACAUGGCAUUCAUUGUUGCUGCGGCCAUUCUCCAUGCCUACAAUUAUGGUAUCCAGCCACCCAAAAUCACCCACGAAGACUAUGUGAAGGUUCUUAAGAGCAUGAUCAUCCCAGAGUUCAAGCCAGACGCAAAUGUCACGAUCCAAGCCGACGAGAAAGAGCCAGAUCCAAAUGGACCAGCUCCCACCUUUGCCGAUGAUGCGGAAGAAUUGAACAAGAUCAUUGCCGAGUUACCCACUCCUAAGUCACUCCCAACAUUCCGCCUGAAUGUGGUGGAAUUCGAGAAGGACGACGAUACCAACCAUCAUAUCGAUUUCAUCACUGCGGCCAGCAAUCUUCGAGCAAUGAAUUACAACAUUCCCGUGGCCGAUCGCCACAAGACGAAAUUCAUAGCUGGAAAGAUCAUUCCUGCGAUUGCCACCACCACUGCUUCGGUCACGGGAUUGGUCAUCCUCGAAUUGUUCAAGAUCAUUGAUGGAAAGACUGAUCUAGAACAAUACAAGAACGGAUUUAUCAAUCUUGCUUUGCCGUUCUUUGGAUUCAGUGAACCGAUCGCAAGCCCCAAGGGCAAAUACCGAAGCAAGCAUGGCGAAGUGACCAUUGACAAACUCUGGGAUCGGUUCGAAGUCGAGGACAUUACCUUGACUGAGUUUCUGCAACAUUUCGAGAAUCAUGGUUUGAGUGUGACGAUGGUUAGCUCUGGCGUCAGCCUGUUGUAUGCCAGUUUCUAUCCACCAAACAAGACAAAAGAUCGAAUGCCUCUCAAGAUGAGCAAGUUGCUCGAAACUAUUAGCCGCAAACCUAUUCCAGAUCACCAAAUGAACAUCAUCUUUGAGAUUACCGCGGAGGAUACCACUGAAGAAGAUGUGGAAAUUCCCUACGUCAUGGUGAAAUACAAGAAAUAG
Messenger RNA from Rhinocladiella mackenziei CBS 650.93, 3102 nucleotides. RefSeq lists its product as uncharacterized. Gene Ontology annotation, molecular function: SUMO activating enzyme activity. The coding region runs from base 1 to 3102 and encodes 1033 amino acids. The record is from RefSeq and is a predicted model, not a curated record. Gene Ontology annotation, biological process: protein sumoylation. Lineage: Eukaryota; Fungi; Ascomycota; Eurotiomycetes; Chaetothyriales; Herpotrichiellaceae. Gene Ontology annotation, cellular component: SUMO activating enzyme complex; cytoplasm. The transcript has a single exon.